Messenger RNA from Cannabis sativa, 3063 nucleotides. RefSeq lists its product as uncharacterized. Lineage: Eukaryota; Viridiplantae; Streptophyta; Magnoliopsida; Rosales; Cannabaceae. The transcript has 6 exons. Bases 1 to 3063 code for a protein of 1020 amino acids. The record is from RefSeq and is a predicted model, not a curated record.
AUGAAUAAUGCGCCGGUUCGUGUUCGACCGCUUCGGAUUACCGCUAGCUGCAAGCAGUUGUCAUUUUUACACUCGAUUCAGUGGAAGAUGCCUGCCAACCGAAGUUGGAUGAAGGCGCACCGGCGCUCUGCAGAGUUUCGAAGUGGCGUUGACGAGUUCGUUGCGGUAGCAACGAACCACGUGAACGCUGACGGAUUAGCUCGAUGCCCAUGCAUGCGGUGUUUGAAUGUGAAUUUUCACACACCUGCAACUAUAAGGGUUCAUUUAUUUCUCAGCGGGAUCCAACCUUCGUACAACCCCUGGUAUUUCCACGGGGAGACUUUCUCUCAGCCCGCAGUUGAACUUCCUGAAAAUGACGAAGAGGAAAUGGCAGAUGUGUUGGCGGACAUGUUAAGAGGGGACCCUGGGUUUGACGAAUCUGCUAACACUACUGAUUCUUUCAAUGAACCCCCUAUCAACGACAACAACAAGUUCGAUGACUUGUUUAAGGAGAUGGAGGCUGAGUUAUAUCCAGGUUGCAAAAAGUCAGCCCUUAAUGCACUGGUAAAGCUUAUGCACUGCAAGGUUUUGAAUAGGUGGAGCAACCACUCUUUCGAUAUGUUGCUGUCCAUCUUGAUUGAUCUAUUUCCAGAGGGGACAAAAUUACCGAAGUCGCAUUAUGAGUCGAAGAUGCGAUUGCGCAAUCUAGGUUUGGGUUACGACUCAAUAGAUGUGUGCAAGUAUAAUUGUGCUAUUUUCUGGAAGGAGAAUGAGAAGAAGGAGUUUUGCCCUGUAUGUGGCGAAUCACGAUGGGUGAAAAGAAAGGGUAAGGGGAAAAAAGUUCCUCACAAAGUUAUGCGUUACUUCCCACUCACACCUAGGCUGAAACGAUUAUAUUGCUCAAGACACACUGCGGAGGAUAUGCGGUGGCAUUACUCGCAGAGACCAAAAGAAGACGGUGUGCUUAGGCAUCCUGUGGAUGCUGAAGAAUGGAAGCAGUUUGACCGCCUUCAUCCGUCUUUUGCUGUUGAACCUAGAAAUGUCAGACUGGGAUUGGCGACUGACGGUUUUAAUCCAUUUGGCCACAUGAGCAACUCUUACAGCCUGUGGCCAGUUAUUUGUGUCCCAUAUAAUUUGCCACCGGUGAAAUGUAUGAGUUCUGAAUCGUUGUUGUUGACCUUAUUAAUUCCAGGUCCAUCAUCUCCUGGGAAAGACAUAGAUGUAUUCAUGAGACCGUUAAUUGAUGAACUGAAACAGUUGUGGGAGACGGGUGUUGAAACCCGAGAUGCCUACAACGGAACUGUGUUUUCAAUGCGUGCGGCAGUGUUGUGGACAAUAAAUGACUUUCCUGCUUAUGCUCUAAUGUCUGGUUGGAGCACAAAAGGGUAUAUGGCGUGUCCCACUUGCAAUGAACAUACUCCUUCCAUUGGCCUAAAUAGUAAGAUUGGAUAUGUUGGCCACAGACGCUUUCUCGAAAUGAGUGAUCCGAGAAGGAGAAGCAAAAAGUACAAUGGUAAGCCUGAGAAGAGAGCACCACCUCCUGUAUUGACGGGGGAUGAUAUUUUAUCUCAAUUAGACCGAAUUCCAUUGACUUUGCCUGGAAAACACAAACAGUUCGGGGGUGUGAAACGGAAGCGUUCUAGUGAAGAGCUCAAUUGGUCUAAAAAAAGUAUUUUUUUUGAGCUUGAGUACUGGAAGUCAAAGUCCUUACGACAUAAUCUUGAUGUAAUGCACAUUGAGAAAAAUGUGUGUGAUAGCUUAGUAGGUACUCUUCUAAGUAUCGACGGGAAGUCAAAGGAUACCGACAAGGCGAGAAUGGAUUUGCAAGACUUGCAAAUACGACGAGAGUUGUGGUUGUAUGAAGACCGGAAUGGGAAGUGGAAGAAGCCUCCAGCUAGUUACACACUUAGUGUUCAAGAACGGAUUGAAUUUGCAGACUUCAUAAAGUCUGUACGAUUUCCUGAAUCGUGCCCGUCCGGAAGGCUCUAUUGCGAAUCUUUUGUGGUUAAUGAGGCAUUAACCUUUUGCUCAAUGUACUUUCGGGAAGUGGAAACUCGAUUCAACCGUCCUGACCGGAACAAUGACAUUGUCCAAAACAUGCCAACUCGACAAUUUUCUGUAUUCAAGCAUGUUGGCCGACCCCUCGGUAUGAGGACAGUCGACACCUUACCCAUGCAAAGCAAGCGUAAGGCGGAGUGGUACAUUUUGAACAAUUGCACAGAGGUUGAACCGUAUAUCAAUGAGCACAAGGAGUUGCUUCAAGCAAGGGGUGUAUGCAAUAUUGAGACAGUGCAAGAGACUGAGUUCCCUGAAUGGUUCAAAACUCAAAUUAAUGAACUACGGUUGAGCAACCAGGGUGCAGUGUCAGAUGAGUUGUAUGCUAUCGCUAACCCAGCGAAUACAGCAAUUUAUUUAUAUCCAGGGUGCAUAGUGAACGGUAUUAAAUUUUUGGUCAAGGAAAGGGAUGAUAACCGCAAAACACAGAAUAGCGGUGUCAUGGUCCCCGGUGAAGAUGGCCAAAAUUUUUACGGCACACUUGAAAAAAUUAUGGAGUUCACUUAUUUGAAAGAUUGCAGUGUUCUCUUAUUUUUUUGUAAGUGGUUUGACACUAACGGGAGUAGAAUGGAUAGUGACGGUGUUAUUACUAGCAUCUGCGUCAACCGACAGUGGUACCAAAAUGAACCGUUCAUACUUGCAUCUCAAGCAAAAUUGAUCUACUACAUUCCUGAUUUAAAGAACGGUAAAGACUGGCUGAUUGUAAAUGAGUACAUACCGCGCAAUGUUUGGGACUUCCCGGACACGGAUGGGGAGACACCCUUUGUACAGGAAAACAAUUCAGCUGAAACCGAGUUCGUUGUUCAACUUCCACAGUUGGAUGAUGUUGACUAUGUUCGCCAUGAUGUCGACCCAACUGAAGUUGCAAACAUCCAUCGUGUGAAUUCACAGCCUCAACAAUUAGAUGAUUUCAUUGUCGAUGAUGACAACGAGGGUCUAAAUACCGAAGAAGACAACUCCUUAGAAUUAGAGAGUGACAGUGAUGAUAAUGCUGUAUAUGUAACUGAUGAUGAGGAUGAUGAAUUGUAA